This is a messenger RNA of Haliotis rubra (blacklip abalone), 2206 nucleotides long. RefSeq names its product monocarboxylate transporter 2-like. The record is from RefSeq and is a predicted model, not a curated record. The coding region runs from base 78 to 1331 and encodes 417 amino acids. Gene Ontology annotation, molecular function: monocarboxylic acid transmembrane transporter activity. Gene Ontology annotation, biological process: transmembrane transport; monocarboxylic acid transport. The transcript is spliced from 5 exons. NCBI's taxonomy places the organism in Eukaryota, Metazoa, Mollusca, Gastropoda, Lepetellida, Haliotidae.
AGAAUUGAUUGACCGUGCAUUCUGGCAAUCAUAAACCUCCACAUCAAGGACAAUACCAAAUAUGUACAACACUGUUGAUGUGUGACAUCAUACCCUUGACCGGCGUAUAUAAACAUUGUCGUGUUCACUCAUCUGAGUAUACAGAAGUAUGUUCGUUGGUUCAAGGAUCGUAUAUGCAUAAAUGCCCUGUUGCUGGUAUGGUUCAUCAGAAACUAGGCUCCAGAAAAACAGCUAUGAUAUCCGGGGUGUUGGUGCUGAUUGGGAUGACAUCGGCAUACUUCUGUCAAAAAGUGUUGGAGUUAUUAAUCACAUACGGACUGGUGACAGGACUGGCGUUAGGUCUUGCAUCAAAUGUUGCUGGAGUCGUCCCAGGAUAUUACUUUCUGAAAAGAAGACCUAUUGCGUUUGGAGUGUCCAUGGCCGGGAGUGGAGCUGGUCUCUUCACGGGGCCAUUGGCACGGUACCUCCUCGACCAAUACAACCUACAUGGAACACUUCUCAUCUUGGGCGGCAUCGGCUUCAACAUGUGCUUCGCUGGUGCCUUGUUACGAUCGGUAAGGGACCAAGAACAAACCAAAUCCAUUGUCAGAAAGACAGAAGAAGAAGGUUGCCCACAACCUCAUCCAGAAGCGACCAGUCUCAUGAGACAGUCAGAAGAGAACAACGCAAUCAUCAGAUCUGUCCAAUCAUCAGAUGAUGGAUCCCCGGAUCCAGGUUACACAGGAUCCUGUUUGUAUGCACGAUUCAGGAUCUUCAUACAGAUGGAUUUUGUAUUGUACAAUGUUAGUGUUUUUCUGUGGUGUUUGGGAGCAUCAUCUUGCAUACUUCACUUGCCAAACUACGCUGAAUAUAAAGGAAGUUCACCUAUUCAGGCUGCCACUCUGCUUCCUGCUGUGGGUGCAGGUAGUAUCUUCUCAAGAAUAGUCGUGGGGUUAGCUUCAUCUGACACAAACAUUGACGAUCUGUUGCUCCAGUUUGGAAUAACUGGGAUAACAGGAACAUUAGCGCUCGUCUUCCCAUUAUUGCCUAACAGUUACAAUGCUCAGCUUGUGUUCAGUUGUUUGUAUGGGACAUAUUGCCAUGGCGUAUAUUCGCUUCUUGGACCUAUGACAAUUAGGCUUCUUGGUUUACCAAAUGCUUCUAUUUCGUACGGAAUCGUUAGUCUCUUCAUUGGAGGUGGACAUUUGCUGGGACCUCCUACUGCAAGUUUCUUGUAUAAAACAAGUGGGAUAUAUGAAUAUACCUACAUAUUUUCAGGUCUAUGUUCUGUCCUGAGUUCGAUAUCAGUUGCAUCCACAAGUGCAUUUAGAAGUAGGCGGCUAGAUAAUUAAAGCCAGAUCUAUCGCGGUUGACAUGAUGGUUUGAUUUCACGCAAUCGUAUAUUAUGUGCGAACUGUAUAUUAAGUAAAUGCUGUAUGGCUUAUGAACAUUUAGACACCUAAAUGUACACUGGUAUGUACACCUAACAAACCAAAUGGCGUCCUAUAUGCUACGUAUUCUGAUAAAGGGCGUAUAGGUAGAAGGGCUCUGAAUACUUAGAAUACGGUAUACUAUACUGCAUGGUGACAUUGGAACGUAGGAUUGCUUUUGAACCGAAGACCGUUUACCAGGAUAGAUCCUGGCUGUGAAUUGUCCGUAGGUCCGCUCUGACUGAUAGCGAGUGAGGGCGGAUCAACGGAUGAAUCAUGACCCAGUGGACUGUCUACAUCUACAAACUCCAUAGCAACACAUCUAUGAUGGUUUGUUCAAGCUGUUGAUCGCGUCUGUUUUCCACGGGAAAAUAUACCUUUAUCCAAUGAAGCAAACGUCUUAAUUUCUUUUCGCGUGAUAUUGUCAUGCAAACUGUUUGACUUGAUGAAGCGUGCAUUUACAGCCUUUCUCAUGAGUUGUUGUCCACUGGCGUUUGAGUACCAAUGGCAAAAGUGUUAGUUGUUUUUGUAAGUUCAAUAUUUUACUCAAAUUGCAAAAGAUAGUUUUCUACACUUUAAAUAACAUAGUGGGAACUUAAAAAAGAAGGGUUUUUUUUGCUCUUGGAUUUCUGCGAUCUGUGAGCAUAUUUUUUUCUGUGUGGCUUAUUUUAUUCCCUUGACUAAAAUUGCCGUACCACCUUAAAGUAGUAUUGUUCAUUUGUUACCACAAAAUUGACAUUAGAUCACUCGAAUAUUUUCUGUCUUGUGAAUUGAGAAAUAUGCAAAAUCCAUGAAUG